AUCAGAGAAGGCCACAGGACCCAGAUUUUCAGGGAUCUGAACUACAAUGGAAGCCCAGUACAGUGGUGUGGGGUCCAUCCCGGAAAAUUCAAGGAGCAGCCAUGAGCUUGGAAUACAAGAUCAAGGAAGUCCCCAACUGAGAAUUGUCCUACUUGGAAAAACUGGAGCAGGAAAGAGUUCAACAGGGAACAGCAUCCUUGGAAGAAAAGCAUUUCUUUCUGGCAUUUGUGCAAAAUCCAUUACCAAGGUCUGUGAGAAAGGAGUGAGCAUCUGGGAUGGGAAAGAGCUCGUUGUUGUGGAUACACCUGGCAUUUUCGACACUGAGGUACCAGAUGCUGACACACAAAAGGAGAUCACUCGCUGUGUUGCUCUGACCUCUCCAGGGCCUCAUGCUCUGCUUCUGGUCAUCCCACUGGGGCGUUAUACUGUGGAAGAACACAAGGCCACACGGAAACUUCUGAGCAUGUUUGAAAAAAAGGCUAGAAGAUUCAUGAUACUCUUGCUCACCAGGAAGGAUGACUUGGAAGACACAGAUAUCCAUGAGUACUUAGAGACGGCUCCUGAAGUCCUUCAAGAGUUGAUCUAUGAGUUCCGGAAUCGCUACUGUUUGUUCAAUAACAAAGCAUCAGGAGCUGAACAGGAAGAGCAGAAGAGGCAGCUGUUGACCUUAGUUCAGAGCAUGGUGAGGGAAAAUGGUGGAAAAUACUUUACUAACAAGAUGUAUGAAAGUGCUGAGGGUGUGAUUCAGAAACAAACCUGGAAGAAGAAAGAAUUUUACAGAGAGGAACUGGAGAGAGAGAGAGCACGGAUAAGACGGGAGUAUGAAGCAGAGAUUCAAGAUCUGAGAGAUGAGCUGGAAAGGGAAAGGAGAAGGGCACGUAUGGAGAGGGAGUUCAAUGAGAACGAGCUUAUCUUUGCAGAGAGACAACAAAAUGCUAGGAGGGAAGUUGAGAACACAAGUAUGAUAUACUUGAAUUAAUCAUAAAAGCAUGGGAGAUUGCUUCCUUUAUCUUCAACCAGUUUAUGAGAGACUAGACUUCCUUGAUAACAUGCCGUACAGAGCUCACACCCAUGACACACCCACUCCAACAGGGCUUUGCCUUCUAAUGGUGCCACUCCCUGGGCUAAGUAUAUAUGCCAUAACAAACACCAUGGCCAAAAGACACCUUGGAGAAGAAAGGGUUCAUUUUUAUCUUACAGCUUAUAACCCAUCCCAGAGGAACAGCAACUCAAAGCAGGAACCUGGAGACAGGAACCGAUGCAGAGGCCAUGGAGGAGUGCUUUACUUGCUUGGUGCCUAUGACUUGCUUAGCUUUUUAAAACUUUUUUUUUUUUGUGAAUUUUACAUCAUGCACACCAAUCCCAAUAAUUUCCCUGUCCCUCCAUAUCCACCCUCUGCUGCUGCACCUCCCCUCUAAAAGAAAACAAAAUAAAAUAAGACCAAAAAAAAA
Rattus norvegicus (Norway rat) is the source of this 1451-nucleotide messenger RNA. It is a transcript of the gene Gimap4, whose product is annotated as GTPase, IMAP family member 4. The record is from RefSeq and is marked validated. Gene Ontology annotation, cellular component: cytosol. Gene Ontology annotation, molecular function: GTP binding. The transcript has 3 exons. NCBI's taxonomy places the organism in Eukaryota, Metazoa, Chordata, Mammalia, Rodentia, Muridae. Bases 47 to 979 code for a protein of 310 amino acids.